Messenger RNA from Acanthochromis polyacanthus (spiny chromis), 5788 nucleotides. It is a transcript of the gene tigara, whose product is annotated as TP53 induced glycolysis regulatory phosphatase a. Gene Ontology annotation, biological process: positive regulation of DNA repair; fructose 1,6-bisphosphate metabolic process; regulation of pentose-phosphate shunt. Lineage: Eukaryota; Metazoa; Chordata; Actinopteri; Pomacentridae. The record is from RefSeq and is a predicted model, not a curated record. Gene Ontology annotation, molecular function: fructose-2,6-bisphosphate 2-phosphatase activity. Gene Ontology annotation, cellular component: cytosol. The transcript has 6 exons.
ACACAGAACGUCGUUUUUUCUGGACUUGUAAACAAGCUUCGACUUUUACGCAGCUUUUUUUUAAAAGAAACCAAGGCGUAAAUAAACGGCUUCCUCGUCCUGCUCUCUUCUUUUCUUUUUUUAGAAGUGGCCUUUCGGCUUCGGUUACCGACCACCCAUGCGUGUGUUCGCCGGUUUUAACGUGCAGAGCAUGAGGGCGCUAACAUUUGGGCUAACUUUGGUCCGACAUGGGGAAACGCCGUACAACAAAGAAGGACUGCUACAAGGUCAGGCUAUAGACUCAGCUCUGUCUGAAGCCGGGCAGCAGCAGGCCGAAGCUGCAGGACGAUACCUGAAGGAUGUCAGGUUUAGCCACGUGUUUGUCAGUGAUAUGCUGCGAGCCGUGCAGACUGCAGAAUCGAUCCUGAAACACAACAGCAGCUGUUUGGGUCUUCAGAUGGUUCGAGAUCCUUUACUGAGAGAAAAGUGAAGCUUUGGGAUCGCUGAGGGGAAGAAGGUGAAGGAGCUGAGGGAGAUGGCCGAGGCAGCCGGUCAGACGUUUCCUGGCUUCACGCCUCCAAAUGGAGAAACUCAGGAGCAGGUGAAGCAACGGGUCCAAGAGUUUCUGGAGAAGAUGCUCCAGCAGGUUGGUUCUAAACGCCGCAGUGACGGAGGACAGGACGGAGGGCAGGAUGGACCUCCGGAGACGUGUCCUGUGGAGGGGAAGCCGGACGACGGGCUGAAGGCCGUCUCGGUCCACGCUCUGGUCGUCACCCACGGAGCUCUGAUGUGCGUCGCUGUUCGCUACUUUGUGGAGGAGCUGCACUGCUGCGUCCCUCAGGGCUGCGAUAAGGCCUUCAUGUUCUCUCUAAGUCCAAACACUGGUCUGUGUCGGUUUAUUCUGACAGUAAAAGAAGAACAGGAGAGGUUUGUUCUAUCAGGGAUCCGCUGUGUGUUCGUUCACAGAGCCGAUCAUGUUAAACACUAACAGCAGAGGAACAACACAAAGAGCUGUUUAAAUUAUUAUUGUUAUCAAAUGUGGAGCUGAUUCAACUUCUACACAACUGAUGCAACAUUAGAAGACUUAAACUGAGGGAUGAAGUGUUAGUGAAUUCAUUUAAAGAGGUUAAAAGCAUCUUUAAUAUGUGAUGCUCGUUCCCUUGUUUCCUUCAUUUACCCUCAGCUGGAACGUCAUCCUCACAUCGUUAGCUCUUGGCUGAUCAUUACUGUAAACGUGGGCGGAUAAUGAGUCCCUGUUUCUAUAUUUAGCCUCUGGUUCAUAGAUUUUACCCAGGAACGCAGAGCAGGACGGCAGCAGAGUUUACUUUUUGGAAAUCAGUGACUUUUUAUUGUUGUGAAUUAACACUAGAGUCAACAAGGACCAACCAAGGCUGGGUGUGUUCUGGUUUCACUCCAUUCUCUGUAGGAAAAAACAUUAUUUAUAAGAGAUAAACUCUAUUUCUCAAAUGCCAUAAUCUAUAGAAUGUAGAGUGUGGGGAAAAAACAUGUUACAGAUUGAAGCUGAUGGUGAGUCUUUAACUGGAAUAUUAUUAAUGCUGCUGUUAAAUAUAAAAGGUUCAUUCUGUUCAGACCUUCUCUGAUAAAACUCCUUAAAAACACUGCAGUGGUUCUCAUCUGUUCAUCUCUGCAUGUUCUAUAAAUGAGAGUUUAAACACACCAAUCUGUUAGAUCAGAGUCUUUGGUAAGGAUUCGGUAUUAUAUUAAAAUAUUCAGUAUUCCAUUUUUUCUCACUGCUUUGGUACAUUUCCUGAAUCAUCCUCGACAUUUGCUAAACUAGAAGUGCAUUUCUCAGAACAAUUCGUACAAAUAGUAAAACACCAUAGAUUACCUGUAAAAUCCAGUCUCUGCCUCUAAGUCCUUAGUUUGUCUCUCAGAAAUAAAUCUGUGUCAGUGAACAUGUUAGGUCCAUCAGAAUGACCAGUCAUGUUGUCACUGUAUGGAUCAGAGGGUCAGAUUGCUGAGUCAUGUGGCAUGGCUCAGUGGGUAGAGUGGCCGUCUUGUAACUGGAGGGUUGCCGGUUUGAUCCUCGCCCGCCGUGCUCACGUCGAGGUCUCCCUGAGGAAGAUACCUAACCCCUAAUUGCUCCUGAUGGGUCAUGGUUAGCGCCUUGCAUGGCAGCUUCUGCCAUCAGUGUGUGAAUGUGAUGUAUCUUGUAAAGCGCUUUGGGUACCUUGCAAGUAUAGUAAAGUGCUAUAUAAAUACGGACCAUUUACCAUGUUGUCACUGUGUGGAUCAGACGUCAGAUUGCCGAGUCAUGUUGUCACUGUGUGGAUCAGACGUCAGAUUGCUGAGUCAUGUUGUCACUGUGUAGAUCAGACGUCAGAUUGCUGAGUCAUGUUGUCACUGUGUGGAUCAGAUGGUCAGAUUGCUGAGUCAUGUUGUCACUGUGUGGAUCAGAUGGUCAGAUUGCCGAGUCACGUUGUCACUGUGUGGAUCAGACGUCAGAUUGCUGAGUCACGUUGUCACUGUGGAUCAGAGGGUCAGAUUGAUGAGUCAUGUUGUCACUGUGUGGAUCAGACAUCAGAUUGCUGAGUCACGUUGUCACUGUGGAUCAGAGGGUCAGAUUGAUGAGUCACGUUGUCACUGUGUGGAUCAGACAUCAGAUUGCUGAGUCACGUUGUCACUGUGGAUCAGAGGGUCAGAUUGAUGAGUCAUGUUGUCACUGUGUGGAUCAGAUGGUCAGAUUGCCGAGUCACGUUGUCACUGUGUGGAUCAGACGUCAGAUUGCUGAGUCACGUUGUCACUGUGGAUCAGAGGGUCAGAUUGAUGAGUCAUGUUGUCACUGUGUGGAUCAGACAUCAGAUUGCUGAGUCACGUUGUCACUGUGGAUCAGAGGGUCAGAUUGAUGAGUCACGUUGUCACUGUGUGGAUCAGACAUCAGAUUGCUGAGUCACGUUGUCACUGUGGAUCAGAGGGUCAGAUUGAUGAGUCACGUUGUCACUGUGUGGAUCAGACAUCAGAUUGCUGAGUCACGUUGUCACUGUGGAUCAGAGGGUCAGAUUGAUGAGUCAUGUUGUCACUGUGUGGAUCAGACGUCAGAUUGCUGAGUCACGUUGUCACUGUGUGGAUCAGACGUCAGAUUGCUGAGUCACGUUGUCACUGUGGAUCAGAGGGUCAGAUUGAUGAGUCAUGUUGUCACUGUGUGGAUCAGACAUCAGAUUGCUGAGUCAUGUUGUCACUGUGUGGAUCAGAGGGUCAGAUCGCUGAGUCAUGUUGUCACUGUGGCUCAGAUGUGAGAUUGCUGAGUCAUGUUGUCACUGUGGAUCACAUGGUCAGAUUGCUGAGUCAUGUUGUCAUUAUAGCAGUGUUCUCUGGAGGGAUGUUCUGAUUAAAACUUUGGCUAAAAUUCUGAUGACAGUUAUUGUAAACCGUAAGUUUGUAAGUUCCACCUUAGUGCAUGUUGGAGAUUGAUUGUAAGAGACUGGACCAGAUUCAUGUUUAACACUUUUACUGUUUGCAUUGUAAUUUGUUGACAGACCACAUCAUUGUGAUACAGAAAGGAAAACAGCGCUACACAACACAAAGAAAUAAACAAAAAACAAAGUAGAAAUGUGAACAUAGAACAUUCUCCUCGGGGAAAACUGUACAUGCAGGAAUAUGGGAAUUACAGUUCAGUCUUCUUACACCUUCUCAUGGUCCGUCUGUUGGACGUAAACUCUCAUCUACAUCAUGAAUAUCUUCUCUUGUGUCUGUGAGUGAUUUCAGAAAACCUGAAACCUUCACACAUUUCCCUUUGUAGAGAAGUUAAGAUUCACCUGGGAGCAGUUUACCAAUUCAGGACAGAUUUAGAACAAAGUCUAAUGGAAAUGUACAGAAACAUCCUGACAUAUUCUGACAACCUGUUCAGCCAUUCUGCAGGUAAAGACUGAUGUGAUGAACUGAUGCUAAAUGUUGUGGGGGGGAGACUAUUCAACAGAGACCCGUUAGAAAACAUUUAGAUCAGCAGGACAGAAGCAGCUGAUAAUGGAGGAAACAGCAGAGAAUUAUACGGAAUCAUUUCAUGGACGAACCAAAACAUUUACAACUGGUUCAGAGAAAUGAGAAACUGAUUUUGAUGUGAACCAGCGACACGACGAUGUGAAGAUUGAAGAAGUAGUUUGGAGAAUUUCAAUUCUGAUCUGAGAAAUGAACAAAAGUGACAGAAAAACUGUAUUCAGUAUUAUAUUUUAAAAUAUAUAAAAGAAUAUAUAUAUAUAUAUAUAUAAGUAUUCAGUAUUAGAGUAUUAAGUGUUAUAUUAAAGUAUUCAAUAUUAAAGUAUUCAACAUUAUAUUUAAAUCUUUAAUAUAUAUUAAAGUAUUAAGGAGGGGCUGCACAGUGGAGUAGUAGUUAGCACUUUGGCCUUGCAGCAAGAAGAUCCCCGGUUCAAAUCCCGGCCUGGGAUCUUUCUGCAUGGAGUUUACAUGUUCUCCCUGUGCAUGCGUGGGUUUUCUCCGGGUACUCCGGCUUCCUCCCACAGUCCAAAAACAUGCUGAGGUUAAUUGGUUACUCUAAAUUGUCCGUAGGUGUGAAUGUGAGUGUGAUUGUGUGUCUGUAUAUGUGGCCCUGUGACAGACUGGUGACCUGUCCAGGGUGUCCCCUGCCUUCACCUGAGUCAGCUGGGAUAGACUCCAGCACCCCCCAUGACCCUAGUGAGGAUAAAGUGGUGUAUAGAGGAUGGAUGGAUGGAUGGAUGGAAGUAUUAAGUAUGAUAAUAGAAUAUUAGGUAUUAUAUUGUAGUAGUAUUGUAGAAGUUUUAGGACCUUAUCUGAGCAGGUCUGAUGUUUGCUGCUUAUAUAACCAGUCGGCCGUGUGCAGAACAAACUCUUUUUGACCUUUUUGGGAACAUGACAGAUCUGCGGUUUUUUUUUUAGUUGUUCUUGUAGUUUUUGCCCAGUUCUGAUAAAUGUGGUUGGAAGCAUUAGUAAAUCUGAAAUACUUCAUGAAUCAUUACAAACUGAGUGGAAAAUAUUCAGACCUGUAUUUGUUAUUUCCAGAGUUGCAGUGAUUUGUCAGGAUGACGUUAGUUGGUGUUGGUUGCAGCCGGACUGAAAGUUGGGACUGAUUUGGUUUUACCUUUGGUUCAGACUAAUUUCUGCUGCUUUACUGUCUGCUCAUAGAGAUACUCCUGAUAAAGAAUGAAAAGAAGAAAGAUCCUUUCUGCAUUAUUGCUUCUUUUUAUCCACUCUCUUAGAAUAAAAACAAACACACCAGAUCAUAGUCACCAUUUAUUUUAUCAGAAAUGACACAGCAUGAAAUAUAUAAAUAAUAUUACAGUAUUCCAGGAAUUUAACACAUUUCAAUAAAUAAAUACCUUUCAUUGCUGUGACUACUGGUGUCCAGCACCCAACAUAUUUAGAUCAUGUUUGUAUGAAUUCUAGCAGAUAACGGAUGAUUUUUUGUCAGCUGUAUGCACCAGUCAGCUUCUGUUCAGCUUCUCAACCCGUUUAUGUGCAAAUAUUCAGGAUUACUGACAGAUUACACAUUUUUACAGAUGCAAAACAAACAUUGCCACAUCUGGAUUAAAAUUUAACUGACAGAAGAGGUUAAAGGACAGCAGGACGCCGGACCGAACCUGUCAGAUGUUGCCAAACCUUCCCUUCAUCUGCUGUUCAAACAGAAGCCCUGCAGCUGCUGUGAUGUAACCCCAAACUUAAAUACGUAACCCAAACAGAACCAGGAACCAUAUCUAACCCAAACAGAACCAGAAACCAUACCUAACCCUGCAGAACCAAGAACCCUAAUCCGAUAGAACCAGGGACCAUACCAAACCCGAACAGAACCAGGAACCAUAUCUAACCCAAACAGAAC